This is a messenger RNA of Cyanistes caeruleus (blue tit), 1270 nucleotides long. The record is from RefSeq and is a predicted model, not a curated record. Lineage: Eukaryota; Metazoa; Chordata; Aves; Passeriformes; Paridae.
AUGUGGGAAGAGCUUCAGCCAGAGCUUCAGCCUGCGGAAUCACCAGAAGAUCCACAUGAGAGAACACCCUAUGAGUGUGGGGAAUGUGGGAAGAGCUUCAACCGGGGCUCCAACCUGAUGAAACACCAGAGGAUCCACACUGGGGAACGGCCCUAUGAGUGUGGGAAAUGUGGGAAGAGCUUCAGAAGUAUCUCUGACCUGAUGAGACACCAGGUGAUCCACACAGGGGAACGGCCCUACACCUGCUUGGAAUGUGGGAAGAGCUUUGGGUGGAGCUCCAGUCUGAGGGCACACCAGCUCAUCCACACUGGGGAGAGGCCCUACGAGUGUCCCCAGUGUGGGAAGAGGUUUCAGACCAGCUCCACUGUCCUCCUACAUGAGCGGAUUCACACAGAGGAGAGGCCCUUCCGCUGCCCCGACUGCGGGAAGGGCUUCAAGCACAACUCCAACCUCAUCAGGCACCGGCGCAUCCACACUGGGGAGAGGCCCUACGAGUGUCCCCAGUGUGGGAAGAGCUUCUCACAGAGCUCUCACUUGACCCAACACCAACGGAGGCACCAGUAAGGGAAGCCCUGCGAGUGCCCCGAGUGCGGGAAGAGCUUCGUGCGCUGCUCCAGCUCCAUCCCCCAUGGGAGGAUGGGCGUUGGAUGAUCCCCAGUGACCCCCGUUGGGCAGAGCCCUGGUGAUCCGUGGUCCUGGUGAUCCGUGUUGGGAAGACACCUGGCUGGGAGGCUCCACAUCUUCCUGGCUCCCUGUGGGCACCUGGAUGAAAGCAGGGGAAUGAAAAUUCAACAGGAUACAGAAUGACAAUGGGAAUUGUUGACUUUCAAUCCUUGGAACCUUUUGCCUCAGGAGCUGUGUGGGCAGAGAAAAGGGGGUGACACCGGGCUCGGGGGCCCAGAGGGGAGCACAAACGCUCUGGGUGAGGGAGACACGACCCCAGAACCCUCCCUCACCUUCCUGCGCAGGCAGAAGCCGAGCCCCAGUGCCAAGAAGACGAAGCCCAACACUGAGACUCCAAUCCCCGUCAGCAUCUUGCUGUGGGCAGUGUUUCAUGGCAUCCCUGGGGCAUCUGCAGAGGUCAGGACCCCCAAAACCUCUCACAGACACCCCAAGCCCCUCCAAGGACCCUCCCAGUCUCUCCCAGCCGACCCAAGACCCUCUGAAACCUCCUUUGGAGUCACUAAUUUUAAACAAUUAAGAAUUUUAGAAAAAUUAGGGAUCUUGGCUAGAGAUAGGCCUUGCUGGAACUAGUUCAGAGUUAAUGAUG